Messenger RNA from Fraxinus pennsylvanica, 1101 nucleotides. The record is from the annotation of a GenBank genome assembly. NCBI's taxonomy places the organism in Eukaryota, Viridiplantae, Streptophyta, Magnoliopsida, Lamiales, Oleaceae.
AUGUCGUUUUCUGGUCAACAAACUUGCCCUAUAAUCGAGUCCAGCGGUUUCCACACUUUUAACCGCCAUCAAAAUCCCAGAAAGAAGCGCACCAAGUUUAUCAGAGUCGACAAUUCUCUCGGCGGCUCCAGUUCCAGCGGUGUCACUAAGCCUAAAUGUUCGAAGAAACCUGACCCUAGUGCUCCCAAGAUCACAAGGCCGUGCAGUGAGUGCGGCAAGAAGUUCUGGUCAUGGAAGGCACUUUUCGGGCACAUGCGGUGUCAUCCUGAGCGCCAGUGGCGAGGUGUUAACCCACCGCCUAACUUCCGGCGGUUAGAAACCACCACCGCCGCUGUGAGCACUGAUCGUGAAGGCACUGCCUCCGUUGUGACGGAGGAGGAUCAUGAGGUGGCUACUUGCCUACUAAUGUUGGCUAAUGGGGGUACUGCUAGUGCUUCUGAGUCACCAUCCGUGACUAAUGUUUGUAGUACUGUAAUGUUGGAAUCUGAUAGUGGUGGUGGUGUUGGGGUUGAGAAUUUUCGAUUCGAAUGCUCCAGUUGCAAGAAAGUGUUUGGGUCUCACCAGGCAUUAGGGGGUCACAGAGCAAGUCACAAGAAUGUCAAAGGUUGUUAUGCAAUUAACAAGAAUGUCGAAAUCGGAGAGGAAGAAGAACAAGAGCAAGAACAAGAACAAGACUGGAUUAACAAUGGCGGUCAUGUUGAUCAUCAAUUAAUGGAUGUUAUAGGACACAAAUGCAGCAUUUGUUUAAGGGUUUUUUCAACAGGUCAAGCCCUAGGUGGACACAAAAGGCGCCAUUGGGAGAAAGUAUCAGAAGAAGCAUGGCUCAACCCUUAUGCAGCCAAUGAGUCUAAUUCUGGUUUGGAUUUGAAUUUGAAUUUGCCUGCUCCAGGCCCAGCCCCAGCCCCGGCCCCGGCCCCAGUUCACGAAGAUGAUGUAUCUUCAUCUGCUUCAUUUUAUUCUUCAGGUCUGGAAUUAGAUUUAAGAGUUUUGUCCAAAAUCUUAGCGCUCCUCUUCGAAGAUUUAGAGCCUUUUGAAGCUUUGAAGUCUUCCAAAGAGGAGAUGAAGAACUUGAAUCUUUCACAAACAAUGCCUAAAUUCUAG